CUGGUUAAAUAAAGUUGAAAUAAAACAUAUAAAAACUGGACUGCAGGAAUGGAAUGUAAGUUGCAGAAAAUAGAGGUUGUGGUGGCAGCUGCAGAGAGGCAUUGGGUGUGUGAGAAGUGACAUAAGAAGAGUUACAGGGUGUGUUUAAGUGGUGAUGUCCCAUCCUUUCAGGUUGUUGUCACGAGGUAGGACUAAAUACAUUUAAAUAUUGGAGUAUGGUAUUCAUUAUUAUUUGUGAGUGUAGUGUUAGAUUGUAGGGUAUUUUAUUUGUAGAAAAAAUAGAUCAGCAAAGUAUAAGAGAGUUCUACUCCAGUCUAGUAGGUAGCGGUAAUGCAACAUUUAUUCAAUGCCAACCGCCGUUAAACCUCGAAGAAGAAGGAUUUCAAAGUUCAUCCUGAGUCUGCCUCUAAAAAAGAUUUUUGUCAACAUGUCAACACAAGUCCAUGACAAUGUCAAGCAAUAUUACGGUUCUCGCCUGGAGUCCACCUGUGAUCUGCAGACUAGUGCUGCCUGCUCUCUACCCUGCAGGCCAAUGCCCAAGAGUGCUAUAGAGGCCCUCAAUCUCGUUCACCCUGAAGUAACCAAACGGUUUUUUGGCUGUGGUCUUCCUGUUCCAGAGAAACUUCAGGGCUGCAGAAUCUUGGACCUGGGCAGCGGUUCCGGCAGAGACUGCUAUGCCCUCAGUAAACUAGUUGGCGAGACUGGCCAUGUCACAGGCAUUGAUAUGACUGAGGAACUGAUUCUAGUGUCCCGUAAAUACAUCCCAUACCACCAGGAGAAGUUUGGCUUUGAGAAACCCAACACCACCUUCCUCCAGGGGUAUAUGGAGAAGCUAACUGCAGCUGGUGUUGAGAAUGACUCUAUGGAUAUCAUAGUGUCAAACUGUGUCAUCUGUUUAUGCCCUGAUAAGAAAACGGUUCUACGUGAAGCCUAUAAGGUCCUCAAGGAGGGUGGUGAAUUGUACUACAGUGACAUGUAUGCCAGCAAGGUUGUUCCUGACCACUUAAAAGAGGAUUCAGUUCUGUGGGGUGAGGGAAUGGGCGGUUCCCUCUAUUGGCGCGACUUUAUCUCAUUGGUCCAGGAGGUUGGCUUCAGCAUGCCUCACCUCAUCUCAGCCAGUCACAUUGAGGUCCACAACUGUGAGCUCAAAAAGAAAGCAGGUGAUAUUAGCUAUGCGUCUGGCACUUACCGGCUCUUCAAGUUGCCCAAAAAGCUUGAGAUGUCAAGUGCUAUAGUGACCUACAAGGGGACAGUGCCUGACUACCCGUGUCAGCUAGAGUUUGACUCCUCCCACUGCUUCAAGAAGGACGUGGCGCUGCAGGUGGAUGGGGAGAUGGCUGCUAUCCUUCAGUGCUCUCGCUUCUCCCCUGACUUCUGCAUCCAGAAGUACGGCCACCUCAGCCCGUUUCUGCUGGCCGAUAACCUGGGCUCCUCGGUGAAGCAGUGCUCCAAAACAGGCAAAGCUGCAGGAGGCUGUGGGGAGACCUAACUCACUACACCUGGAUGACAUCAUAUCCAUGAAAGACCCUCCUCAGAAUGACAGGGUGUAUGUCCCAAUAGUCUCUCCUUCCUCCUGAAGUGUGCACUCAUUCAUUACUUCCUACAAAUUUAAAAUCAUUGGAUUGUUGUUGGCCUGGGCUAUUGGGAGUUUCCACCAUAUUUCUUAUACCAGUCAUUUCAUAACAGUGUAGGGAUGUGAACAAGUGCACUUGAAGGAGAGGUUAUUUGGAUCACCCAAUGUGACAGAAAAUAUGUCCAUUUUGAUGUCUGUACCUAUGUAGCACAAAUUAUAUAAAAAGGGUUGUAGUAUUUCUUUUCAGACUGAAAAGCCUACUGUGCCUUGAAAUACUAUAUUUUUCCUCCCAUGUCCAGCUCAUAGAUUUAAAUGGCAAUGGUUUUUUAUUAUGUGACAUUUGGAGCAUUACCUGGAUAAUACAUGAGACUGUAGCCUAUAUACUAACUUAUUUACACACUAAUGUGGAUGUCUAAGGCCUGCCCAGUCAUUCAAUGUAAAAAUUACAUUUGUAAAAAAAGACUUGUCUUGUUAAAUUCUCAAAUGACAUGCACACAGGCUGAAGGUCCCACCAGCCCAUACACAUAGAUCACUUGACAAACGCACAAAAGAGAAGAUAAAUAAUUCAACAAAA
Molecule: messenger RNA, 2147 nt
Organism: Oncorhynchus masou masou (cherry salmon)
Lineage: Eukaryota; Metazoa; Chordata; Actinopteri; Salmoniformes; Salmonidae
Product: arsenite methyltransferase-like
Exons: 10
Coding region: 347-1489 (380 amino acids)
Biological process (GO): toxin metabolic process; arsonoacetate metabolic process
Cellular component (GO): cytosol
Molecular function (GO): arsenite methyltransferase activity
Source: RefSeq, a predicted model, not a curated record